AAUCGAUGAAUGCGUUGGCUGCGGGCUCGACACCUUCCGGGCAAAUGCCUGGACGACGCGAGGUUCCUUAUCAGUCUUUAGGAGUCGCAUGGGAGGAGCAGGUAUACCGACCUCGUAGGCUGCGUGCCUUAUCGGGAGACGUGGCAGGGUUGUCCGUGUGACGGGGAAAGCUGCACACAGUCCGUCCCGACGACUCGGCCCAACGAUCGCGCGCGCACAAAAGACACCGUUGCCGGCUGCACCUUCGUGGGAGGACGCGCCGUCGGGCGAAGCCUGUCAGCCCCUACGAGUCCGCCUUGUGAAACUCCGUUGCAUCGCCGUCGAGACCUCCGGGUUAAAGUCGCAGGUGAACGGCCGCUUUCUGUGGGGAAACUUCGACCACACUGCACGAUCGUGAUGGUGGCGGAGGGCGACACUUCAAAAGCGUGGUGAUGAUAACCUCGACGUUCCGGUGUUCCGACCUCCAAGUUGUCCGACCGGCGGUUCCAAGCUCGAACGAUGUCCUACCACUCAGCGCCGUGGUGGAGAUACUGCCUUCUCUUCGUCUUCGCCUGCCAGUUGCUCCUUGGCUCGGUGCUGGGACUUGAGUUCCACGGAAACUACCCGGCAUUCGCACCAGCAGGGAAUAGGAGCGACGAUCAGAUGGAGAACGCCACCUGCUCGAUCCGUGGCGUGCACCUCGACAUCGAUCAUUUCAAGAAGAAAGCCGCCGUCGACUGCUACAUGUACACCAACGGCCUCCGCCCCGAAUUCCAGGGCAAGGUGUGCUACAACGUCCGCUUUCCUAAAAUCUGUCUCAACUGCAAGCUGACUCCUACCAACGAGUCCCAGUGCUACCUGCCAGACAUCAACGACGAGACCAGCCCUCUGUUCUUGGCGUUCCGCACCAAAGCCAUCGGCCGACUUUGGGCCAACUGUGUUCGCCAGGCGAUCGCUUGCUGUCGGUACAUGCGCCAGGCGCCCCAAGUAUUGACUGGCGUCUUCUGCAACCGCACAUGGGACGGACUGGCGUGCUACGACGACACCGCCGCCAGCACCAACGUGUCUAAAGUGUGCCCCAGCCUGUUGUACAUUUACUCCCAACCGCACUGCGAACAUUACUCGACGCGUUGGUGCCACAAGAACGGAACGUGGUACAAGCAGCUCAAUCAAGAGCGCACUUUUUACAGCAGCUGCGCUCCGAAACCUUGGGAUUACGUCAGUGUCUACCACUACUCCAUCGGCCUGCUUGCUCUGUCGGUGCUCUCGCUGAUCCCGGCUCUCGUUGUGUUCAACUGGUACAAGUCUCUGCAGGUUCCCCGCAUCUCGAUCCACAAGCAUCUCUGCUUCUCCGUCAUGAUGUGCGGCACGUUCUACAUCAUCGACCAUGCGGUCUUCACGCUGGACGAUGCCAAGCCCACCAGGUUUACGAAGAACCUGACCAACCUCAACGUGUGGUGGUGCAAGUUGCUGACCGCAUUGAACCGGUACUUCAUGGUGAGCCAGUACAGCUGGAUGCUCUGCGAGGGUUGCUACCUGCACAGGCUGGUCGCCCAGGCAUUUUCACAACAGAUGAAUCUCAAGGUCUACUACGGCGUCGGCUGGGGAGCACCCGUUGUUCUUGUCAUUAUCUACAGCGUGCUUCGAGCUACGAAGUCCGAUGUCAGGUGCUGGAGGAACUUGACAGUCUACGACUAUGUGUUCACGGGCCCGAUUCUGGCAGCCCUCGCUGUGAAUAUCUUCUUCAUGACUCACGUCGUCUACAUUCUGGUGACCAAGCUUCGUCAAAGCAACGUCAGCGAUACCGCGAACUUCAGGAAAGUACUUCGCGCGGUGCUCAUCCUCAUUCCCAUCUUCGGAUGCCAUUUUAUUCUGACCACCUUCGUGAGUCCGGCGUCAUGCAGCGCCUACCUGAGCAAGCAGUACGCCGAGUGGACCAUCGUGGGGCUCCAGGGCUUAUUCGUGUCCCUCAUCUUCUGCUAUUUUAACGGAGAGGUCCAAGGCCUUGUGCGGCGUUCCUACGUCCGAUACAGCAACGACAGGAGCCUGAGCAGAAGGCACAGACCCAGUGUGCCUUUGACAACCACUACCACCACCACCACGGCGACCACAGCCAUGUGAAACAAAUAAAAAGGAAAACUCUCAAAUCACUCGAUAUACGCUGU
Messenger RNA from Ixodes scapularis (black-legged tick), 2144 nucleotides. Its product is annotated as calcitonin gene-related peptide type 1 receptor. Gene Ontology annotation, cellular component: plasma membrane. The record is from RefSeq and is a predicted model, not a curated record. The transcript has 15 exons. NCBI's taxonomy places the organism in Eukaryota, Metazoa, Arthropoda, Arachnida, Ixodida, Ixodidae. The coding region runs from base 499 to 2100 and encodes 533 amino acids. Gene Ontology annotation, molecular function: G protein-coupled peptide receptor activity. Gene Ontology annotation, biological process: cell surface receptor signaling pathway; adenylate cyclase-modulating G protein-coupled receptor signaling pathway.